AUGAUGAUACGCACACCGUGGUGGAUUUCCCUUUUGUGCGUCUGUGGAUUGAUGCACGUCGGGCAUCAGAGCAACCCCCAUUCCUUUAAUGGUGACGCCUCGUCGAGCGUCAAGACGCCCCGGAGAGGCGGCAGCUCGAUGGGCAAGAAGGUGAACUCGGUGCCCGUCCGCCUUCUCUACAGCAGACACAACCACAGCAUGGUCGACCACCAUGAGCUCAGCACACGCGUCAUGGGCAGCCCCAGAUCCACGCAGGUGAACCACAUAGCCCAAGCCAGCUUUCAAGUGGAGGCUUUUGGCAGGAAGUUCACCUUGGAUGUGGAGCUCAAUCAUGAUCUGCUGUCUUCAGAGUACGUGGAAAAGCAUUUGUCAGAGAAAGGGAAGACAGUCGUCACUGCUGGAGGAGAGCACUGCUACUAUCAGGGGAGAGUCAGAGACAUUCCUCACUCCUUCGCAGCCCUUUCCACUUGUCAAGGUCUACAUGGGAUGUUUUUCGAUGGCAAUCACACAUAUCUGAUUGAACCUGGAGGAGAGGGCGGCGGGAAUCAUGGCAAUGUUCACUUGAUAUACAAAUCUGGAGGGUCAGAUGGACUAAUGGACCUAUUUGGUGGUCACCUCCCUGAGCCGCCCUUUCCCACUCCUCCAUUUCCUGGCUCAAGAGUUGUUCACCGGAGAAAGAAGAGACAGGCCCCACACGUGUUUCGAAGUGUGGAAGAUGAAGUCAAAUACAUCGAGCUGAUGGUGAUCAAUGACCAUUUAAUGUACAAGAAGCAUCGCCUUUCCGUUGGCCACACCAAUAACUAUGCUAAGUCAGUGGUCAAUAUGGCUGACAUGAUUUUCAAAGAACAAUUGAACACCCGCAUUGUGCUUGUCGCUAUGGAAACAUGGUCUGCCGACAACAAAUUCAACAUCGACGAUGACCCCAGGGUGACUCUGAAGGAGUUCAUGAAGUACCGCAAAGAUUUCAUCAAGGAGAGAUGCGACUCUGUCCAUCUCUUCUCGGGGAACCAUUUUCACAGUGACUGGGGCGGUGCUUCCUACAUGGGAGGAGUUUGCUCUCUCACCAAAGGGGGAGGCGUAAAUGAGUAUGGAAAAUCAGAUGUGAUGGCCAUAAAUCUGGCUCAGUCCCUCGCUCAUAACAUUGGCAUUUUCUCGGACAAGAAGAGGAUCAUGAAUGGGGAGUGCAAGUGUGAAGAUCGUUGGUCAGGCUGCAUCAUGGGUGAUGCUGGCUUCCACCUGCCCAAGAGGUUCACCGACUGCAACGUGGAGGAAUACCACAACUUCCUAAGCAGUGGUGGCGGAACCUGUCUGUUCAACAAGCCUCUCAAACUGCUGGACCCUCCUCAAUGUGGUAAUGGCUUCGUGGAGCCAGGGGAGGAGUGCGACUGUGGCAGCCCAUUGGAGUGUGCACGAGAGGGAGAGAAUUGCUGUAAAAAGUGUACUCUGACUCAAGGCUCGAAAUGUAGCGAUGGGCUCUGCUGCAACAACUGCCAGAUGGAAUUCAUGGGUGUUGUGUGCCGGGAUGCGGUGAAUGACUGUGACAUACCCGAAAACUGCACGGGAAACUCCAGCCAGUGUCCACCAAAUGUGCAUAAGAUGGAUGGUUACACGUGCGAGAAAGACCAGGGGCGCUGCUUCAAUGGGAGAUGUAAAACAAAAGACAAACAGUGCAAGUACAUUUGGGGAGAGAAAGCCACGGCGGCGGACAAGUACUGCUACGAGAAGCUCAACAUUGAGGGCACUGAGAAGGGCAACUGUGGGAAGGACAAAGACACGUGGAUCCAGUGUAACAAGCAAGACGUUCACUGCGGCUACCUACUGUGCUCCAACAUCUCCCCUACCCCACGACUGGGAGACCUGCCGACAGGCUUGACCUCCUUCUCUGUGGCAAGACACAGCGCCUCUCUAGACUGCAGUGGUGGCCACGUGCUGAUUGACGGCGACACCGACCUGGGCUACGUGGAGGACGGCACAGCCUGCGGAACUGACAGUAUCUGUUUCAACCGCAAGUGUAUCCCUGUCCAGCAAUUCAACUUCAGCACCUGCCCUGGAACCACAGACACAGUCAUCUGCUCAGGACACGGGGUGUGCAGCAAUGAACUGAAGUGUGUGUGUUACUUGGGCUGGGCCGGAGACGACUGCAACUCCACAUCGCCUCUCAGCUAUCUGAUUGUGGGACCCACAGCCUCUGUUUCAGGCAUUACCAGUACCAACAUCGUCAUCAGCGCCAUUGUAGGCUCCAUCCUCUUCCUCGCCCUCAUUCUGGCUGUAACGGCCUGGUGCUACAAGAGCUACAGAAGGAGGCGUUAUGUGGAGUCUGAGGUUCAUCGAAGAUUCUGCCGACAAAUGCCGCCAGGCGACUACGUGACCAAGCCGAGCGACGCCGACUCCUUCUACAGCGACAUGCCGCCCGGCGUGAGCACGAACUCGGGCUGCAGCUCCAAGAAGAGGUCAGCGUGUCUGUCACACCUUCAGAUUUGUGCCCUGUCCUUCACUCCUUCCAUCCCAUCCAUUACGCAGAACAUCUCAGUUUUUGGCUUCAGAUCUAAUGGUUUGUCCCACUCUUGGAGUGAGAGAAUCCCAGAUGCCAAACACAUCUCAGACAUCUGCGAGAACGGAAGACCGAGGAGCAACUCGUGGCAAGGAAACAUGAGUGGCCAUCGGAAGAAACUCAAAGGAAAGAAGUUCCGCGCUCGCUCCAACUCCACAGAGUAUUUAACCCCUCACGACAAAACAGACUAUUAUGAUGUAACUAAAUGGGUAGAAGAUGUGAAUGAAAACACACAAGGACCUUACCUUAGGACACUUUCUCCCGCCAAGUCUCCCACUUCUUCGACAGGAUCAAUUGCAUCCAGCAGGAGAUACCCCUACCCCAUGCCUCCCCUGCCCGAUGACCAGAGGAAAGCAAACAGGCAGAGUGCCAGGCUGUGGGAGACAUCAAUAUAA
Molecule: messenger RNA, 2946 nt
Organism: Nerophis lumbriciformis (worm pipefish)
Lineage: Eukaryota; Metazoa; Chordata; Actinopteri; Syngnathiformes; Syngnathidae
Source: RefSeq, a predicted model, not a curated record